AUGUCAAUUCAUGGUUUGCUAGUGACACAAGAGAAGGAGGGAGAAAGGUGUAGAAUGCACCACUUUGUUUUAAGGCGUCAAACUUCUCACACCCUCUCCAAUGAUGAAGCUUCUAAGAGAUGGAAUUCUUUGGAUGUAACAGCUGGAAUUCUUGGGAUCAAAGCUGAAGCGGCUCAAAACCAGGAAAAGCAUUUGAGACUCUGGAUAUUUGAGUGCAAAGAGCCAAGCCAUAACGCGUUUGUCCUAAGCGUAGCUGCUGCUACUCUUCUAUGUAUGGCUCAUGUUCACACUAAAUUUCUAGUCGCCAUGUUCUUAAUGAAGGGAAGCACUAUCAUUGUUUUCAAGAGAUUUGAAAGCAUAUUAUGUUGA
Molecule: messenger RNA, 369 nt
Organism: Fraxinus pennsylvanica
Lineage: Eukaryota; Viridiplantae; Streptophyta; Magnoliopsida; Lamiales; Oleaceae
Source: the annotation of a GenBank genome assembly